This is a messenger RNA of Papaver somniferum (opium poppy), 1994 nucleotides long. Its product is annotated as receptor-like cytosolic serine/threonine-protein kinase RBK2. Gene Ontology annotation, biological process: protein phosphorylation. The transcript is spliced from 9 exons. The coding region runs from base 225 to 1688 and encodes 487 amino acids. The record is from RefSeq and is a predicted model, not a curated record. Lineage: Eukaryota; Viridiplantae; Streptophyta; Magnoliopsida; Ranunculales; Papaveraceae. Gene Ontology annotation, molecular function: ATP binding; protein kinase activity.
AUGGAGAGAUAGGGGCCGUGAGAUACUAACAAAACUUUCUUGAGAAAUCUUACUAUUUUAGAAGAUAAUCAGGGGAAAAUUAGAAAUCCGUUAAUUUAGUUGGAAAUGCCGCAAAAUGUAGAAAAUGAAUUCGAAGAGUUGAAAUGCCCCUUGUUUCCUAUCUCUUAUUUUUAGUUCUCCUUCACUUUUUGCGUUUGCUCUCUCUUUUCUGAAAAGAAUAACUCAUGGAAGAAAACCUUGAUCCUUCACCUGAAUGUGAAAUUGGUAGUGCUUACUGUGGUCUAGCUAUAAGAACAUCACCAAAAGAUGAGCUUUUUUCGGUUAUCGAUAAAAACUCGAUUUCUCCACUAGCUUCAUCUGCUUCUGCACAAGACUUUAGUUCUUUGGAUUUGGAGAGGGCCAAGAUUGAUGAACAUUCUCCUAGAGGAGUUCUUGGAGAUUGCAUAAGCAGCUUCGAAUCAGAAAUAGGCUCCUCCAAUGCCAGCACAUCAGAUUCUGAACCUCAACCUCAACAUCGCUGGCGAGGAUUCGCUCGCUUACUAAAAAGUAGAUCCAUGAGACGCUUACCUAGCAUAGGGCCUAUGCGUGUUCCAAAAUUAACACGAAGACACAGCAGAAGUGCCAGAGGAAACCCGGUUACUACGUCCACUCCUGCUGAAGAUAAUGAUUUUUGUUUAUUAACUACAUGGAAGAACUUCAGCCUCUCUGAACUUCAAACUGCCACAAACAAUUUCAGUCCUGAAAACUUGAUCGGCAAAGGCGGCUAUGCCGAAGUUUAUAAAGGGUGUUUACAAGAUGGGGCACUUGUAGCAGUUAAGCGGCUGAACCGAGCAACAACGGAAGAGACCGUUGCAAACUUUUUAGCUGAACUUGGGAUUAUAGCCCAUGUUAACCACCCUAAUACGGCAAAGUUGAUGGGUUAUGGCGUUGAAGGGGGAAUGUACAUUGUUCUUAAAUUUUCUCAUCUUGGGAGCUUAGCUUCUAUACUUCACGGAGGAUCAAAGGGAAUACUAGAUUGGAAUGUUCGUUAUAAGGUCGCUUUGGGUACUGCCGAGGGCCUUCUGUACCUGCAUGAGAGCUGCCAAAGGCGAAUCAUCCACAGAGACAUCAAGACUUCUAAUAUUUUGCUUACCGACGACUUUGAACCUCAGAUUUGCGAUUUUGGGCUUGCAAAGUGGCUCCCGAAGGAGUGGACUCACCUAACUGUCUCAAAAUUUGAAGGCACAGUCGGCUAUCUAGCUCCUGAGUACUUCAUGCAUGGUGUAGUUGAUGAGAAAAUUGACGUGUUCGCUUUUGGGGUACUGCUGUUAGAGCUUGUUACUGGACGCCGAGCUUUGAGUAGCUCCCAGCAAAACCUUCUGAUGUGGGCAAAGCCAUUGCUUGAUAAGAAGGAUAGCAAGGAGCUUGUAGAUCCCUCCCUUGGUGACCAGUAUGAUCCACAUGAGCUGAAUCGUGUGCUCUUGACAGCGUCAUUAUGUAUACAACAUUCUUCUAUACUUCGGCCUCGAAUGAAUCAGGUGGUACAGCUAUUAAGGAAUGAUGCUACCAGUUUGGAAUGCAUUAAGCAGUUUCAGAAGCCUGUACUCAAGAGAACAUAUUCCGAGGAGCUUUUGGAUGCAGAGGAAUAUAAUUCCACAAAGUAUUUGAGAGAUCUUAAUCGACAUAGACAGAUUGCUUUGGAAACAUGAAAUGAAUGACAAUCCAUGAUAUCUUACAGUAUGUUUAUAGAAAACCUAUUUUUUUCUAUGACUAGUUUGUACACAACAAUUUUGGAUGAUGUUUGAAAAAUAAAAAAACAAUUUUGGAUGAAGAAAACAGAUCUCUGUGCUGAGUGAAGCAAAUAACACUUUCUACUAUGUCCAGGACUUGAUCUCAUUGUAAAUUCUCCCAUAAAAUGCCAAGCAAGUCCAAGUUCAAGAUUGAUAUGGUUUCACAUUCUGACUCACUUUACUUGCAAAACAAAAUCAGCUUGAUUAGUGAUUCCUAAUUGUCAU